Anarrhichthys ocellatus (wolf-eel) is the source of this 1946-nucleotide messenger RNA. RefSeq names its product scaffold attachment factor B1. The transcript is spliced from 7 exons. Lineage: Eukaryota; Metazoa; Chordata; Actinopteri; Perciformes; Anarhichadidae. The record is from RefSeq and is a predicted model, not a curated record. The coding region runs from base 96 to 914 and encodes 272 amino acids.
CGCCAAGUUGAGCUACACGUCAGGAGGGAACCGGUACUGGUGACUGGACGUGUGCAGCGCGCGUCAGGCGGUUCCCGGAUGCACCGAACAGAAACAUGGAACGGGUGGUGGUGGAAGUGCCGAUCAACAACGGUUUUUCUCUCGCCGGCCACUCCACGACCCCACGAAAACGCCAGGUGCGCUUUUCAGCGCGCCAUGACAUCAUCCUGCUGCGGGAGGUUGUCGCCCAGAACCCCUUUGCCUCCAAAGAGCCAGGACGGAUCUGGGCCCGUGUGGGGGAGAUCAUCACUGCAGCCCUCCAAGAUGAAAACUUUGAGGUGGAUGCCAGGAGGUGUAGGGAGAGGACCAUGCUGCUGCUGGACUACUACAGGAAACAAGACUUUCCCAGUCUGCGCAGAUUUGGAACGGAGAGGCUGUACGCCCAAAAGGAAGAUCUGCUCCACGAGGUGUUGGAGCUGGAGGCUGAGAAGGGGCUGCUGGCCAGCGGCGAGAACACAAAGUACCAGGAUGAUGAACUGAGAAAGCGAGCCAUGGAAGAACUAACUCUACCAGAACAGGACAAACCCAACAUCACCAUGACACAAACACACACUGCAGCAGAACCAGAAGACGGCCACGAGGAAAUGGCAGAGCCUUCAGCGGCGCCCACAGCCAAAAGGCCCUGCCAGUGCUGCUGCCAGACCUACUCUGAGAUUCUCAGCUUCCUGGAGAAACGCUCGGAGGCGGAGCAACGGCUACGAGAGGAGGAGCUUGCGCUGCGUCGGGAGGAGCUGGAGAUUCAAAGGAGUAAAAUCGCUCUGGAGAGGGAACGUCUGGGAGCUGAGAGAAAAGAAAGGGAACGGAGAUUUGAGCUGGAGAGCCAAGAGAGGCAGGUCAUCUUGGACCUGCUAAAAGAAAAGGUCCUGAAAGGCUGAAGAUCUGCAUCGAAUGCCGUCUUCAAAAAGAAGUCAAAGCAUGAAACACGAGGGAAAUAGUUGACCGCUUAAACAGGGAAGGAAACCAAGGAAACAGGAAGUGAAAAGAUCAAUGGCCAUUGCCAAGCCAUUGUAAAUUAAGCAAACACAUGUAGGGCAGUAAAGUGGGGGGCGUCCACAUUUAUGCAGGCAUAUGCUUUAUGUGUGUCUGGUGCACAAAGCACCAUAAAAAGACAUGAACUUGUGGACAGUGUUUAUUAAAAGCUGCAAUAUGUGCAUAAACCAGCUGCACAUGGCUGACCCAUGUAGAUCCCAAUAGACACUCCCUGACUUGGAUUUAAAAGCACUGCAACUGCUGGAGUGUCACCUAAGAGGUGGAAUGCACCAACGGGGCGUGGUGCUGUGUCUUUAGGUGUGGCGGUCCACCGAGCCAUUACUGGCAGACAGGAUCACUUUGUUUUUCACGAGUCCUGUUCACACCGUAUUCUUUUCUGGUGCAGGUAUGAAAGAAAUCGAGGAACAGCUGUUUAUUCAAGCAUGUUCAAGGCAAAGUUUUGGUGCAGCUCAAGCUUUUGAAAACUCUGUCGCGUUAAUGACUUUAAACAUGCUUUAUUCAGCCACUUUCUUUUUCCAAUUUGAAGACAUUUUUAUUAAAGUAGAAGUAAAACUAUAUUUUACUGACUGUGAAUCCACUGUGCAUUGACGAGUAGGCACUUUUGUACUGCAAAUACUACAAGCCAUUUAGUGGCUGUCCACAUUCUGUAGAUUAUACAGAAACAACUUUUUUUAACCAAUGUCCUCAGUUUGAUUUGUCAUGCAGGUAUAGUUAACUGCCAUUGGUUGCAUAAACAUGGCAAUCAUGACAGCAGCUCUUUUUAUUACAUGUUCCAUUGUUUUAUUAGAUGACACUUGCUACUGGACUUCUGUAUAUUUUUCAUUAAAAAAUGCUAUUUUUCUUCAAGUCCACAUAACAUAGCCUACGUUGUAUAAAAUGUAAGCACGGAAAAUAAAAAAAGACAUGAAAAUAUAAAA